Suricata suricatta (meerkat) is the source of this 2154-nucleotide messenger RNA. RefSeq names its product glutaminyl-tRNA amidotransferase subunit QRSL1 (gene QRSL1). Gene Ontology annotation, cellular component: mitochondrion; glutamyl-tRNA(Gln) amidotransferase complex. Gene Ontology annotation, molecular function: glutaminyl-tRNA synthase (glutamine-hydrolyzing) activity. Lineage: Eukaryota; Metazoa; Chordata; Mammalia; Carnivora; Herpestidae. The transcript has 11 exons. Bases 97 to 1680 code for a protein of 527 amino acids. The record is from RefSeq and is a predicted model, not a curated record. Gene Ontology annotation, biological process: glutaminyl-tRNAGln biosynthesis via transamidation; mitochondrial translation.
AAGAUGGCGGCGCCCAUGUAAUACGGGCGCGGUGUUGACCUUUUUUAUUCCUCCUUGUCACUUGUUCCCUGUGGUGGCAGGCGGGGCACGAGGACCAUGCUGGGCCGGACCCUCCGAGAAGUUUCUGCAGCACUGAAACAAGGCCAAAUUACUCCAAUAGAGCUCUGUCAAAAAUGUCUCUCCCUUAUCAAGAAGACGAAGUUUCUAAAUGCUUACAUUACUGUAUCAGAAGAGGUGGCCUUAAAGCAAGCUGAAGAAUCAGAGAAAAGAUACAAGAAAGGUCACUCACUUGGGGAUUUAGAUGGAAUUCCUAUUGCAGUAAAAGACAACUUUAGCACAUCAGGCAUUGAGACAACAUGCGCAUCAAACAUGCUGAAAGGUUAUGUACCACCUUAUAAUGCUACAGUAGUUCAGAGGUUAUUGGAUCAGGGAGCUGUCCUGAUGGGAAAAACUAAUUUAGAUGAGUUUGCAAUGGGAUCUGGAAGCACAGAUGGUGCCUUUGGACCAGUUAAAAACCCCUGGAGUUAUUCGAAACAAUAUAGAGAAAAGAGGAAGCAGAAGCCCCACGGUGAGAAGGAGGAUUCGAAUUGGCUUAUAACCGGAGGAAGUUCGGGUGGGAGCGCGGCGGCAGUGUCAGCCUUCACGUGCUUCGCGGCUUUAGGAUCAGAUACAGGAGGAUCGACCAGAAAUCCAGCUGCCCACUGUGGGAUUGUUGGUUUCAAACCAAGCUAUGGCUUGGUUUCUCGUCAUGGUCUCAUUCCCCUGGUGAACUCCAUGGAUGUGCCAGGAAUCUUAACCAGAUGUGUGGAUGAUGCAGCAAUUGUGUUGGGUAUGCUGGCUGGACAUGACCCCAAAGAUUCUACCACAAUACAAGAUCCUGGUAAACCAUUUAUGCUUUCCAGCUUGACAGAUGUGAGCAAACUAUGUAUAGGAAUUCCGAAGGAAUAUCUUGUACCAGAAUUAUCAAGUGAAGUGCGAUCUUUUUGGUCCAAAGCUGCUAACCUCUUUGAGUCUGAGGGGGCCAAAGUAAUUGAAGUGUCCCUGCCCCACACCAGUCAUUCAAUUGUCUGCUACCAUGUGCUGUGUACUUCAGAAGUGGCAUCAAAUAUGGCAAGAUUUGACGGGCUAGAAUAUGGUCACAGGUGUGACAUUGAUGUGUCUACUGAAGCCAUGUAUGCUGCAACCAGGCGAGAAGGGUUUAAUGAUGUGGUGAGAGGAAGAAUUCUCGCGGGAAACUUUUUCUUAUUAAAAGAAAACUAUGCAAAUUAUUUCGCCAAAGCACAGAAAGUGAGACGGCUCAUUGCUAAUGAUUUUGUGAAUGUUUUUAACUCGGGAGUGGACGUGUUGCUGACCCCCACCACCCUGAGUGAGGCGGUGCCCUAUCCGGAGUUCAUUAAAGAGGACAACAGGACGCGAAGCGCCCAGGAUGAUAUUUUUACACAGGCGGUGAAUAUGGCAGGACUGCCAGCGGUGAGUGUCCCUGUGGCCCUCUCAAACCAAGGGUUGCCAGUAGGACUACAGUUUAUUGGACGUGCAUUUUGUGACCAGCAGCUUCUUACGGUUGCCAAGUGGUUUGAAAAACAAGUACAGUUUCCUGUUAUUCAACUUCAAGAGCUAAUGGAUGAUUGCUCGUCAGUCUUUGAAAUUGAAAAGUUAGCUUCUGUUUCUCUACAACAGUAGUCAUACAUCAUGCAAAUUAAAAUAACUUAAAGAUUUCAUAUUCUAGAGAAGUCGGAUAAUCUUGCUAAAUUCCUGUAAUUUGGUUCAUUGUCAACACAGUCAUUCCUUGAACUCACUUCUUAAAAUUCUUGUGAUACAGUUAAUUAGUUAUAAAUCAUCUGUCGGCAUUUAUGAAGUACCCACUAAGUGUAAAGUACAGGAUUUCUCCAUUAACACAAGAUACAUGUUCCUGAAAAAUGAUGCAUUCUGCAAAAAUGUUCAUUAAUAAGAACAGAGCUUAGAGAAAAAGUAAGCUUGGGAUAAACCUCCCAAAACUUGUACAUUUUUGUAACCAAAGCACUGAUAAAAACUAAUUUGUACCUCCAGAGACAACCUGAACAUUCAGGCAGACAGGCAGUUGAACAUGUGGUGGAGGCUGUCUCAGGGGAUGUUAAAAAUGCACAAAAAUAAUAAAAUGGGAAUAUUUGCCUCUGA